AUGAAGGGGCUAUUCAGGCGAAAGGGGAGCCAAGGUGCUUCUCAUCUGCACGAUUCGUCACCAAGUACUCGGUCCAGUCUUCUCGAACCGUCGACAGUGGGUGGCGAGCCCUCGACGGACGUUGACGGGGAAAGUCCGAGUCUGAUUACAUCUAAUAUUGACACGGAGAUACUUCCAAACUCUGUCGAUACAUACCACGCCAUCACUGAGUGGCUCGAACAUGGAUCUACACCAGUUCCUGACAUAUCGGAAGCAACACCAGAUCUUGUACCCCUCAAGUCUGCCUCUUCAUCUUUGAUUUGUGCGAUAGAAAUCUUGAUGGAUGUUCACAAUGACGACGUUGCCUGGAAUGAAAUGUGCAACGAUAUACAUUCUCAUGCGAAGCAAAUUCAGAGCAACUUUGAGAGAUUAGAUAAGAAAGGUGUAACCAACCCUGGCGACAUUAGGCUCAUACGUGCUAUGGACGAGUAUCUUGGCGUUCUCAAUACUAUUGGAAAAGCGGCGCAAAUAGGAAUGAGAGAGGCUAGAGAUCGCUCAGGAGUCAGCGCCUCACGGUUUGGGACGACCAAAAUCGACAACGAACACAUAAAGCACUUAAUACAAGCGGAAAGAGAAUCAUAUCAGAUAUAUCAGGUCGCCGUCGAUCAACUUCUCCUAAACCGUGUCACGCAGGUUGAUGUGCUCGUAGAAGAGCUAAGAGAAGAUGUACAAGCGACGAAUGCUCUCGGUACCAAUGACGGAAUCCCUGAUUUCACACUUCGCCUCUCGUACGGAACCGACCUCGAGAUCUGCGAGCCUGGAGCGUGCGUUGAAAUCUUGACGAGAAUCCGCGACUGGGCAGGCGACACGAACCGCUCGCAGCAAAUCUUCUGGUUGAAUGAUGCUGCGGGCACGGGGAAGUCGACAGUAGCCACGACGAUAGCCAGAGAGUGGCAAGAUCAGGGUCGGCUUGGUGGACGAUUCUUCUUCAAUCCCAAGGUCGCAUUGGACCAAGAUAUUCGUCACUUCUGCCGUAUGGUGGCAUACGAUAUAGUAUCCAACCAUCCACAACUUGCUACAUCCAUCAACUCGAUUCUGAUCGCAAGCCUAGAAGAUACGAUGGACUUCGCCAUGCAGUUCAUCCGACUCAUUCUGGAUCCACUUCGAAGCCUGAGCGCCACGACGGGGAUAUUCCUCGUCAUCGAUGCUCUGGACAAUUGCGAAUUCAAAUCGAUACAACGACUGCUCAAUGUCAUAAUCAAAGAGCUCCCGAACGCACCAAGGAUCAGGCUCCUGCUCACUAGCCGACCAAUGCCAGGCAUCAGCGAUCGCCUCAGCGACCCCGGAGUACAUCGCAUGGCCUUUUCACCCGACUCACGCAAUUUUGCGAUGCUUCGGACCACCUCUGGCGGGCCGCUCGUUCAAGCAUGGGAUCUCAGUAGUUCCGGAGGGAAGCUAGUGGGAGAGGCAGAAAGCGACGACGAAGGAUUAAUGAUGACAAACUAUAAUCUCGGAUUCUUGGCGGACGGAAACCUGAUUGCGCACGGGUCGACCAUCUGGGAGCUGCACUCAAACGGCCUCAAAAGAUUCCAGAGCUCGAAAAUACCAGAGUCUCUCCGAACCUAUCCUCACUCUUUUCUUACCUACGUAGACGGGUGGGUCCACUCUGCAUUUCCACCAGGACCAAUCGUACCAAUUCCAACCCAUCUAAGACUACUCUUCACCACGGGUGCCUUUUACGAAAGUCAACUGUGCUCUGCAAGUGGCAAUACCAUACUCGGGUGGACCAAGAUGUUUGAGCCUCUCAUAUUUGAUUUCUCGGCCUUUGUGGCGUGUUGA
Molecule: messenger RNA, 1818 nt
Organism: Serendipita indica DSM 11827
Lineage: Eukaryota; Fungi; Basidiomycota; Agaricomycetes; Sebacinales; Serendipitaceae
Source: the annotation of a GenBank genome assembly